This is a messenger RNA of Guyanagaster necrorhizus, 906 nucleotides long. RefSeq lists its product as uncharacterized. Gene Ontology annotation, biological process: lipid biosynthetic process. The transcript is spliced from 3 exons. Bases 1 to 906 code for a protein of 301 amino acids. Gene Ontology annotation, molecular function: iron ion binding; oxidoreductase activity. The record is from RefSeq and is a predicted model, not a curated record. NCBI's taxonomy places the organism in Eukaryota, Fungi, Basidiomycota, Agaricomycetes, Agaricales, Physalacriaceae.
AUGGAUUUCGUGCUAAAGACUGCCGAUAAUCUGGUACUUGACAAAGUCUGGACGCAUAUUUUCCCGCUUUAUGCGAAUACGUCUAGCCCAUCUCAUGUAUACGGAGACUGGGACCCGAUGUCAUUAGCUACUCCUGCCUCAUCCUGGCCGCGCGACUACCCUCUCCGCCAAAUGAUCUCUCUGACUGUGCUGACCCUGCUUGGUGUCCACGUUCUCUACUUUACGUUUUCGUGGCUGUCGUACACCUUCAUCUUCAACCACGAGAUGAUGCAUCACCCAAAAUUCCUGCCUAACCAAGUCCGACUUGAGAUCAUCACCAGUCUCAAGGCAUUUCCUGUUAUGACUCUUCUCACCGUGCCAUUGUUCCAGGCAGAAGUGAUGGGUUACAGCAAACUAUAUGACGGCCUUGAUACCUAUGGAUGGACGUACUUGUUCAUCAGCAUUCCAAUGUACCUCUUGUUCACUGACCUCGGCAUCUAUUGGAUACACAGGUGGCUGCAUAUUCCAUCUUUAUACAAAGUACUGCACAAGCCUCACCACAAAUGGAUCAUUCCUACUCCGUGGUCUGCAUAUGCGUUCCAUCCUCUCGACGGUUACCUCCAGUCAAUCCCUUACCAUCUGUUUGUAUUUCUCUUUCCUUUCCACCGCAUGGUGUAUCUUGGCCUUUUCGUGAUUGUGAACGUGUGGACCAUUCUCAUCCACGAUUCCGACAUGAUCACAGGUCACCCCCUUGAGACUGUUAUCAAUGGGCCGGCGCAUCAUACUUUACACCAUCUGUAUUUUACCGUCAAUUACGGUCAGUACUUUACCUGGGCAGAUAAAAUGGGUGGGUCUUACCGGCAACCGGAAAAAGAACUCGACCCGCUACUAGAAGUAAAAUCACGGAGAAAGAGGAGGGAGCAAUAG